Molecule: messenger RNA, 4077 nt
Organism: Oncorhynchus nerka (sockeye salmon)
Lineage: Eukaryota; Metazoa; Chordata; Actinopteri; Salmoniformes; Salmonidae
Product: spermatogenesis-associated protein 22-like
Exons: 8
Coding region: 857-2062 (401 amino acids)
Biological process (GO): homologous chromosome pairing at meiosis; meiotic DNA repair synthesis; gamete generation
Source: RefSeq, a predicted model, not a curated record
AAAACGACACCCUGAAAGGACCAAAAAAAAGACGUGCUUGUGCUUACUGGUGUGUAGACCACAAUGGAAUUUUAUGAAUGAAUGCCCAUCGUCUGUAAAACAGGGCAUGGAAUUAUCAGUCCUGAUUCCUGUGAAUAAUCAAUUAGGCUACCCAACUUUAUCAGGAGUAUUCGCGAGCCUAUUUGCAAUGUGUUUACACAGCGGGAAAUUCAGAAUUUUAACUAGGCAAGUCAUUUAAGAAGAGAUCCUUAUUUUCAAUGACAGCGGAUCAACUGCCUUGUUCAGGGGUAAAACGACAUAUUUUUACCUUGUCAGCUCGGGGAUUCGAGUCCAACGCUCUAACCACUAGGCUACCUGCCGCCCCAAUUAAUCGGCUUGUCAAAAAUUGAAGGAUACAAACCACUGAUCAUGACAAUGGGGUGAAAUUCCUGGACAACAGUCGUUAUCGUCCAUUCCAUAUUGUCCAUUUUAAUUUGACAUGUGCUGUUUUUAGGAUAUGUUGUUUGUUAACAUAACAGGGCUUUUUUUUGUUUUGAUUGAGCGUCAUUUAGGUUAGGCUAUUUGAUUGGAGAAUCCGGCAUGAUGUAAAAAGUGUCCCUCUCAUUACAUUUUAUCUCCAGCCUGUAAAGCUACAGAAAAGGCCACAUUCUCUUUCUACCAUAUUUAUAUAGCUAAUGUGCAGCCUCCCUGUCCUGGUGCACUGCACAAGUAGCUAGGUAAGUGUUCUAUCUAGCCAAGACGUCAUUACCAGAGAAAUCGCGGGCAUUAGCGCGUGACCAUCUGACUGGCUAGGAGGAGACCUGGCUCACCAGCUAGUCAGAUUCUUUGAGUGGACACUGCAAUAAGAUGAGAAGAUAUGAAAUGCAGCAGGCCAGACCUACUGCAGGUUGUUUCCUUUCCAGGCUGCCUCUCUGUGCCUCUGUUUACCCAGAAGAAAAGGAGCAGGCUGCCUUUGACAUCUAAUCCCUCUGAGAAUGAAUUCUGCUCCAGCAAUGAAUACAUGUCCACACACAGCGCUGUUUCAUCCAACAACAUAUCUGGUAACACAGAAUAUUUCCAAGAUCAAGACCCAAGCUGUCCUGCACCUGCUGCUCAGAACAGUCAGUGGAACAGACAAGGCAACCAGCAUCAGUCUCAACCACAGUUUCAGUAUCCAAACAGUCGACUUGCACCUGAACCCGUGAGAAGAAACUUUGCACCUCUACCACACCCAUAUAAAGCUGUGAAUACAGGUCCGCAGAUGGGACAGCAACAGCCACCAGUGAGGCAGGACUCCAGAGCCCCUAUGAACCCCAGACAGAGCAACUACAACAGCCCUUGCAGCAGUGGGAACACACAGAGCAAGCCAGUACCCCCAGGUAGCUACUCUCAUAUGGGUCAGCAGCAGCAGUCUGGCUACCGACAGGGACAGGCCAACCCACCAGAGCCUCCUUUCUGCUCCCAGCAGUCUACACCCAUUACCACAACAAGCAGACCAACUCCUGGCCCUCCAAACAGACCAACUCCUAGACCUGGACCACAGCAGCAGAAGCAGGACACAUCCUGGAAGUUUAAAAUGACCACCAACACUGGGCUACAGAAACAGCUGAUGGACAGUAGAGACAUAUAUCAAGCUCAAAAUACCUCUCAGUCUCAGGUACAACAUACACCACCUGUGUUCCAGAUCAAACCAGCAACUGAGAACUCUUUGAGGAUCCUGACUGCUGUCAUCGAUGGCAUGAGACACUGGAGCCAGUUCAAGGACAGUGCUCCGUACCUAUUUGAGAUUUUCGCUACUCUUGACUCUGCAGUCACCACCGGGUCUCAUGGAGCUAAGAACUUCCUCAUGAGAGAUGGGAAAGAGGUGGUGCAGUGUGUCUUCUAUGAAAAUGAGCUGGACCUUCCCAGGCUGAUCCGAGGACAGGUGCACCGCUGUGUGGGAAACUACGACCGCACCAGGGACACACUCACCUGCAUGUCUGUCAGGGCUGCCCUGCACUCCGAGCAGAUGAAUGCACAGGAGUCUGUCAAAGCAUCGGAUGCUGAGAUGAGGGGCCUGGUGAAAUCACUCAGUGAAGUCUGAUCAGAGGCACAGAAACACGUAAAGGGCAAUUCAAGGACAAUGCAAUUGUUUUUGUCCAUGGUUCCUUGUGAAUAUCACUAUAUGGCAAGUGUUCUCCUUUUCAUUAGAAACUGCGGGAUCCUAUAUUUCAAGCGUUGUCAUCUUUAUUAGAAACUGAAGGAUCCUAUAUAAUGUCCUGCUGUAUAUACAGUGCCUUCGAAAAGUAUUCAGACCCCUUGACCUUUUCUAAAUUGUUACGUUCGCCUUAUUCUAAAAUUGAUUAAAUAGUUUCCCCACUCGUCAAUCUACAUACACAAUACCCCAUAAUGACUAAGCAAAAACAGGUUUUUAGAAAUGUUUGCCAAUUUAUAAAAAACUGAAAUAUUAUUCAGACCUUUUACUCAGUAUUUGUUGAAGCACCUUUGGCAGCGAUUACAGCGUCAAGUCUUCUUGGGUUUGACACUACAAGCUUGGCACACCUGUAUUUGGAGAGUUUCUCCCAUUCUUCUCUGCAGAACCUCAAGCUCUGUCAGGUUGGAUGGGGGGGGGGCGUUGUUGCACAGCUAGUUUCAGGUCUCCCCAGAGAUGUUUGAUCAGGUUCCAAGUCCGGGCUCUGGCUGGGCAACUCAAGGACAUUCAGAGACUUGUUCCCGAAGCCACUCCUGCGUUGUCUUGGCUGUGUGCUUAGGGUUGUUGUCCUGUUGGAAGGUGAACCGUCACUCAGUCCUAGGACCUGAGCGCUCUGGAGAAGGUUUUCUUCAAGGAUCUGUCUGUACUUUGCUCUGUUCAUUUUUGCUUAGAUCCUGACUAGUCUCCCAGUCCUUGCCGCUGAAAAACAUCCCCACAGCAUGAUGCUGCCACCACCAUGCAGGGAUGGUGCCUGGUUUCCUCCAGACGUGACGCUUGGCAUUCAGGCCAAAGAGUUCAAUCUUGGUUUCUUCAAACCAAAUAAUCUUGUUUCUCAUGGUCUGAGAGUCUUUAGGUGCCUUUUGGCAAACUCCAAGUGGGCUGUCAUGUGCCUUUUACUGAGGCCACUCUACCAUAAAGGCCUGAUUGGUGGAGUGCUGCAGAGAUGGUUGUCCUUCUGGAAGGUUCUCCCAUCGCCACAGAGGAAUUCUAGAGCUCCAUCUGGUUCUUGGUCACCUCCCUGACCAAGGCCCUUCUCCCCCAAUUGCUCAGUUUGACCAGGCGGCCAGCUCUAGGAAGAGUCUUGGUGAUUCCAAAUUUCUUCCAUUUUAAGAAUGAUGGAGGCCACUGUGUUCUUGGGGACCUUCAAUGCUGAAUUUUUGUUUGUGCCUUGACCCAAUCCUGUCUCUGAGCUCUAUGGACAGUUCCUUCGACCUCAUGGCUUGGUUUUUGCUCUGACAUGCACUGUCAACUGUGGGACCUUAUAUAGACAGGUGUGUGCCUUUCCAAAUCAUGUCCAAUCAAUUGAAUUUACCACAGGUGGACUCCAAUGAAGUUGUAGAAACAUCUCAAGGAUGAUCAAUGGAAACAGGAUGCACCUUGAGCUCAAUUUUGAAUCUCACAGCAAAGGGUCUGACUACUUGUGUAAAUAAGGUAUUUCUGUUUUUAAUUUGCAAACAUUUCUAAAAACAUGUUUUCGCUUUGUCAUUAUAGGGUAUUAUGUGAUUUAUAAAAACAAGAAAGAAUUUAUUCCAUUUUAGAAUAAGGCUGUAACGGAACAAAAUGUGGAAAAAGUCAAGAGGUCUGAAUACUAUCCGAAGGCACUGUUGAUACUUGACAUGUUGGAAGAUUCUUCCAGGGAUGAGUAGCACAUGAUUCCCCAUUAUUUUGAAAGAAUAGUCAGAACUGUGUUGUUCAAGUGUAAAAUUUUAUCUGCUUGUUAUCUGUUUAUGACCAGCAACAAAUUAAGAUUGUGUUUAUUAAUUUCACAAUGUUAAAUUAUAUAAUUGCAUCUAUAUAUUAGCAGAUUAUAUAUUUAAUUAUUAUUCUUCCCAUUUUUAUAUAGUCUUAUACACAUAUUUCCAAUGUUUCAUAUGUGUCAUUCAGUUUUGGGACACAAAUAAAAACCC